This is a messenger RNA of Daldinia vernicosa, 1863 nucleotides long. RefSeq lists its product as uncharacterized. The record is from RefSeq and is a predicted model, not a curated record. Lineage: Eukaryota; Fungi; Ascomycota; Sordariomycetes; Xylariales; Hypoxylaceae. The transcript has a single exon. Bases 133 to 1470 code for a protein of 445 amino acids.
UUCUAAGCCCUACGAAAAAAGAAGAUGGAUUAGUUCAGCUCCAACUUUCCAACUUUUCCAAUUCUCUCCAGCUUCGACUUAUUCGAAUCUGCACCGCACUGCAAUGCGCUGGGCGUCACAACUCGCCGCCUCAUGCUCCUACGACAGCUCCACCGGCCAUCUUCACGACCGGUAGCCCUAGCAGCAUGGCGAUUAUCUCAUACGGCGUUGCUGCACGGUAGCACCACCACCAGUCGACCAUAUCCCCCCCCCUCCUCCUCCUCCUCCUCAACAUCCUCCCAGACCAACAGCGACAACAACAGCAACAGCCAAGAUGACGCACCAAAACCCAGACGCCCCUCCCUCUUCGAGCAGCUCUUCCCCGACGAAGCCAAAGCCCUCGGCAAAAACACCACUCCUAAACCCUCCUGGGCCUCGCAUCUACUAGACGACCCCCCGCAGCCCUCCCUCGACACCGACACCGAUACCGACAACGACGGCGACAGGAAAUCCAGCGACGUGCCCCUGCGCGCGAAGAGCAUGCUCAUCCUCUCCGCGGCUAGCAAGCACCUCGCCGAGAGCGACUUCCUACGCCUCGGGCCCCAGGGCGCCCACAUCGAGGACUGGGUCGGCGGCAUCUCGCGCGUCAUCCAGGCCCGGGACCCGGACACCCUGCAGCCGCUCGGCCAUUACUUCGUGCUGUUCGACCGAGAGGCGGCUGCGGCCGCGUACUGCGACGAGGUAGAGCGGUUGUGGCAGUUAGGCAAGGCGCACGUGCCGGGUGCGCAUCACAAGAAGAAGGGGUCUACCCCCUCGGUACCUCCGCCCCCGGGCUUGCCGUCCGCAGAUGGCAGUGGCCGCGACGUAGCGGCCGAUCUGAGAGCGUUUACCCUGGUGCCGCCGAGCCAGCGGUACUACCUCGAUGUGUCGAGCGGGUUCAGCCGCGUGCGGAUCGAGGAGUUGGAUAUAGGCGGGGUCGCGUUCGUCGACCGGCUGGCCGACCGCGCCGGGUCCAAGCACAUGGUUCUUGUUUCCGUGGACGGGGGACGCAUAUCGCUUGAUUGGCUGCGGCAGGCGAUCGAGGAGGAUGGCAAGGAUCGGAACCUACCGUGGCGAGUGACGGAUCUCGAGAACGGUAUCCUGCCCUUUGGGAAAAGCAUCAUCAAACAGCAGGAUAAGGACGCUAAUGACUUCGAACAGGUCCUUCGGGACCAGGCUGCACGAGUAACAGGGAGUGACGACGGGGUUGAAGGUGAAGGAAAUGUGGAAGGGGAAGAGGAAGUGAUUAAGUCUAAGCAGUCGAGCAUAGUAAACGAUGGGGGGUAUCGCCGGUAUCCUCGCUUCAUCAUUCCGUUCACGGAUAACGCCGAAGCGCACCGCUUCGUGAGGUAUUGGCACCGGCGGCAAUUCAAGAUACGUAUGGACCUCGGGGGGGAUAAACCGGCAAUAUGGGAUGAGACUAGGAUACUCAAUACAUCAGUACUAUGGUGAUUAUAUAUAUAUAUAUAUAUGUCCCACUUAAGCCGGCCGACAAAUCCUGUUUCACGCCCCUAUUUUACGUACUUGAAAGUUGCUUCAGCCUUUAUUAUUAGUGACAUGGCAUUCUACGCGAUUAGUACUGAAAGAAGAGCAAAUAACCUAAUACAGGCAUCAAGGCUCUCCGUAGCAUAUAUACUAGAUCAAAGAGAAGAACCGACGAUGACUGGAAAAUGUAUUAGACCCAUAUCAACCAAACUCCGCCAAUAUAGUAUCGCCCUCACUUAAGCCCCCCAGGCCUCAUUCUUCCUAUGUAGUUGUGUGUUGUGUGUUGUGUCAUGUGUGGCUCUGAACGUCUAUCGUGAAGCAAGCUAGCCUUUGCCCUUGCCCUCUUCUUUCUUUCUGGCU